Molecule: messenger RNA, 1405 nt
Organism: Carlito syrichta (Philippine tarsier)
Lineage: Eukaryota; Metazoa; Chordata; Mammalia; Primates; Tarsiidae
Gene: ABHD14A
Product: abhydrolase domain containing 14A
Exons: 4
Coding region: 269-1219 (316 amino acids)
Cellular component (GO): cytoplasm
Source: RefSeq, a predicted model, not a curated record
GGUCAGGAGCCUAGCCCUGGGCUCAAAUCCCAUUUCUCCCACUUGCUACUUCGCACUUUGGGCAAGAUAAUUUACCUCUCUGAGCCUCUGUUUCCUCGCCUGUAAGAUACCUAUAAUCACAUCUCCUCCCCAGUGUUCUUUGUGGAAAAGAAAUUUGUAUGGGAAGGGCCAAGCUCAGGGCCUGCUGCCAGAAGCACUUGAUGAAUCGACGCACUGGCUCAGUGAUGAUGAUGGUCACUGAGCAUGCUGUGUGCCCGGGACACCUCAGAUGCACCUGCUCACACUGCGAGUAUCUAAGCCUUUGCCCUGGCAUGUGGAGCGAUUGGGUGUAAACCCCCAGAACUUUGCCCAGAGCAAGGGAAGGGGCAAGGGCUGGAGCUCUUCCUCUUUUGGGUGGGGUUUUGCAACAGGGUCCGGGGGUCCUUGUGAGGGCUCAGCUUCAGCCUCUUUUCCCUCUCCUCUCCUCCCCCAGACUGUGGUACUGACCUCCAUGAGCCGGUCCCAGGUAGCCCUGCUGGGUCUGGGUCUGCUACUCAUACUACUGCUGUCUGUGGGGCUGCCUGGGCCCCCUGAGCAGACUUCCUGGCUCUGGGGAGACUCCAAUGUCACAGUCAUGGCUGGUCUUACCCCUGGCAACUCCCCCAUCUUUUACCGCGAGGUGCUCCCGCUCCACCGGGCACGCAGGGCGCAGGUGGUGCUGCUCCACGGAAAGGCCUUUAGCUCCCACACGUGGGAGCAGCUGGGCACACUGCAACUGCUGUCGAAGAGGGGCUACCGGGCCGUGGCCCUUGACCUGCCAGGUUUUGGGAACUCAGCACCUUCGAAGAUGGCAAGCACAGAGGCAGGGCGGGCAGAACUGCUGGAGCGGGUGCUGUGGGACCUGGAGGUCCAGAAUGCCGUGUUGGUGAGCCCCUCACUGAGUGGUCACUACGCCCUGCCCUUCCUGAUGCGAGGCCACCGCCAGCUACAUGGAUUUGUGCCCAUCGCACCCACCUCCACCCAGAACUACACCCAGGAGCAAUUUUGGGCAGUGAAGACCCCAACCCUUAUCGUGUAUGGAGAGCUGGACCGAAUCCUGGCUCAAGAGUCACUGCGGCAGCUCUGCCACCUGCCCAACCACUCCGUAGUGAAGCUACGCAAUGCGGGCCAUGCCUGCUACCUCCACAAGCCACAAGACUUCCACCUUGCCCUUCUAGCCUUCCUUGACAAUCUGCCUUGAACUAAUCUGCUACCCAGGCCCCAGGUUUGGCCUGAACUUGGAGGGUAUGGACCACCGCCCUCCCCGCCCCCGCCAGGAAGCAGCCCCUGGGAUUGGAGGGCAGAGGUCAGAGUGUCAGACCCAGCCAGGAUCUUUCAUUUAAUCUCACACAUACAAUAAAAAAACAUAUUUGUCUUUGUGGAGUGA